AUGGAAGGAAUGUUGGUGAGAAUAAGAUAUGGAGCAUCACAGUUGGUGAGCAUAAUAUCUAAGGGUAUGAGGGUUGAGGUUAAACUUGAGGAUAGCUUUUAUCCUCUACCUCUUCGUCUUGUUUCUUUUUUGGAAACUGUGUUCCUGCGCGGUGGAUCACGAUUAACAACUUACGUGUGGCAAGUUUGGUCCAAAAUUAUUAAUCGCGACCCACCGCGCGAGAACAAGGGUGCGGUUGCGCCAUCCAAAAAAGAGUGUGGUAGUACGCAGUUCAUACCUAAGCUAACUUGCACAAGCACAGAUCAACUUAUGAAAGUGUGUGUGAAUAUGAUCCUUGAGAUGAUGAAUGCCAACACAACCAAUUGA
Molecule: messenger RNA, 366 nt
Organism: Vicia faba (fava bean)
Lineage: Eukaryota; Viridiplantae; Streptophyta; Magnoliopsida; Fabales; Fabaceae
Source: the annotation of a GenBank genome assembly